AUGGCCGAAGAACAAAUAAAUCGUCUUGAAUCAAUCAUUAAAAAUUGGUUAAAUAAUGGUGCACAAUGUAAUUCAUCAUUAAAACCUUAUACACGUUCACUUUAUCCAACAUAUAAUCCUGGUAUUCGAACAAAACGUAUCGAUCAUAAUUUACAUAAAUCUAAAACUAAUAAAAAAUCAAAUCAUAAUCAAUUAAUUGUAUCAAAUCAAAGUAUGAUGAUUAAAAUGUGUGAAGAUUUUCUUCGGCAUAAUCGAGAAUUAUUAAACAUUUGA
Molecule: messenger RNA, 273 nt
Organism: Rotaria sordida
Lineage: Eukaryota; Metazoa; Rotifera; Eurotatoria; Philodinida; Philodinidae
Source: the annotation of a GenBank genome assembly